AUGGCUCAGUUCUACUACAAAAGGAAUGUCAAUGCUCCCUACAGAGAUCGCAUUCCUCUUCGGAUUGUAAGAGCAGAAUCUGAACUCUCGCCCUCAGAAAAAGCCUACUUGAAUGCUGUGGAGAAGGGGGAUUAUGCAAGUGUCAAGAAAUCCUUGGAGGAGGCAGAAAUUUAUUUUAAAAUCAACAUUAAUUGUAUUGAUCCCCUUGGAAGAACUGCUCUCCUCAUUGCAAUUGAAAAUGAGAACCUGGAGCUUAUUGAAUUGCUCCUAAGUUUUAAUGUGUAUGUUGGAGAUGCUCUAUUACAUGCCAUCAGAAAGGAAGUUGUGGGGGCUGUGGAACUGCUCUUAAACCACAAGAAACCCAGUGGAGAGAAACAGGUGCCUCCAAUACUCCUUGAUAAGCAGUUCUCUGAAUUCACACCAGAUAUCACACCAAUCAUAUUGGCAGCCCAUACAAAUAAUUACGAGAUAAUAAAACUCUUAGUCCAGAAAGGCGUUUCUGUACCUAGACCUCACGAAGUUCGCUGUAAUUGUGUUGAAUGUGUCUCCAGUUCAGAUGUAGACAGCCUCCGUCAUUCUCGUUCCAGAUUAAAUAUCUACAAAGCCUUGGCAAGUCCAUCUCUGAUUGCAUUGUCAAGUGAGGAUCCAUUUCUCACAGCUUUUCAACUAAGUUGGGAACUUCAAGAACUGAGCAAAGUGGAAAAUGAAUUUAAGUCUGAAUAUGAAGAACUAUCCCGACAGUGCAAACAAUUUGCUAAGGAUCUUCUGGAUCAGACGAGGAGUUCCAGGGAGUUGGAAAUCAUCCUGAAUUACAGAGAUGAUAACAGCUUGAUAGAAGAACAAAGUGGAAAUGAUCUUGCAAGACUCAAGUUGGCUAUAAAGUACCGACAAAAAGAGUUUGUUGCACAACCGAACUGUCAGCAGCUCCUUGCAUCUCGCUGGUACGAUGAGUUUCCAGGCUGGAGGAGAAGACACUGGGCUGUGAAGAUGUUGACAUGUGUCAUCAUAGGACUUCUUUUCCCUGUCUUCUCUGUAUGCUACUUGAUAGCCCCCAAAAGUCCCCUUGGACUCUUCAUCAGGAAACCGUUUAUCAAGUUUAUCUGCCACACUGCAUCCUAUUUGACUUUUUUGUUCCUGCUGCUACUUGCCUCUCAACAUAUUGACAGGUCAGACUUGAACAGGCAGGGGCCACCACCAACCAUCGUCGAGUGGAUGAUAUUACCGUGGGUCCUGGGAUUUAUAUGGGGUGAAAUUAAACAGAUGUGGGAUGGUGGACUUCAAGAUUACAUCCAUGACUGGUGGAAUCUAAUGGAUUUUGUAAUGAACUCCUUAUACUUGGCAACAAUCUCUUUGAAAAUCGUUGCAUUUGUAAAGUAUAGUGCACUGAACCCCCGAGAAUCUUGGGAUAUGUGGCACCCCACUUUGGUGGCAGAGGCUUUAUUUGCUAUCGCAAACAUCUUCAGUUCCCUGCGUCUGAUCUCACUGUUUACUGCCAAUUCUCACCUGGGACCUCUGCAGAUCUCUCUAGGAAGAAUGCUGCUGGACAUCCUGAAGUUUCUGUUCAUAUACUGUCUUGUGCUGCUAGCUUUUGCAAAUGGCUUAAAUCAGUUGUACUUCUAUUAUGAAGAAACAAAAGAAUUAAGCUGCAAAGGAAUACGGUGUGAGAAACAGAACAAUGCGUUUUCCACGUUAUUUGAGACACUUCAGUCUCUGUUUUGGUCCAUAUUUGGACUCAUUAAUCUUUAUGUGACCAAUGUCAAGGCACAGCAUGAAUUUACAGAGUUUGUUGGGGCCACCAUGUUUGGGACAUACAAUGUCAUCUCUCUAGUUGUUCUACUCAACAUGCUCAUUGCUAUGAUGAAUAAUUCUUAUCAACUCAUUGCUGAUCACGCAGACAUUGAAUGGAAAUUUGCACGGACAAAGCUAUGGAUGAGUUAUUUUGAAGAAGGAGGUACUCUGCCUACUCCCUUCAAUGUCAUCCCAAGCCCCAAGUCUCUCUGGUAUCUUCUCAAAUGGAUCUGGACACACCUGUGCAAAAAAAAGAUUAGAAGGAAACCAGAAAGUUUUGGAACAAUAGGGGUAAGAAUACAGAAUAGGCGGGCAGCUGAUAAUUUAAGAAGACACCAUCAGUACCAGGAAGUUAUGAGGAACUUGGUGAAGAGAUACGUUGCGGCAAUGAUUAGAGAUGCUAAAACUGAAGAAGGCCUUACAGAGGAAAAUUUUAAGGAGCUAAAACAAGAUAUUUCAAGCUUUCGUUUUGAAGUCCUGGGAUUGCUGAAAGGAAGCAAGCUUGCUUCUUUACGAUCUUCAAAAAUCAUGAAGGAGCCUCCAUUGGAGGCAGAGGAGAAGAGUGACAGUGAAGGGAGUGACAAGACAAAGAAAAAGAAUUUCAGCCUCUUUGAUAUCACUAGCAUGAUUCAUCCAAGGUCAGCAGCUAUUGCUUCAGAAAGACAUAACGUGAGCAACGGUGCUGCCCUCAUGGUUCAUGAAACUCCCAAAGAGAAGCAGAAGAAAGUGAACUUUGUGGCAGACGUCAAACACUUUGGGCUGUUUCAUAAACGCUCAAAACCACACUCUGCAGAGGCAAACACCAACCAGAUCUUCUCGGUUUCAGAGGAAGUUUCCCGUCAACAGGCUGAUGAAGAAUUUGGAAAACAUUUUCAACUGGAAGCAAGAGGACUGGCCACCAAAGGUGAACGGAGCAUCGCAGGACUCAGUGAACAGUGUGUGUUAUCAGAUACAAAAAGAAGGAAUAGAGAAACUUUGAAUUUACCUUUUGGGGAGAGCCUUUGUCCCUUGGAAUCAGAGAAGUUGGUGAUAGAGGACACUGUGCCCAUAAUACCAAAGGACAUGCAUGCUAAGGAAGAGGCCAGUGCUAAAGACUGUGAAUUAAAAAUCACAGAGACAGUGAUACACGAAGACUAUGUCACAACAAGAUUGUGAUAGUCAAAAG
Gracilinanus agilis (Agile Gracile Mouse Opossum) is the source of this 2953-nucleotide messenger RNA. It is a transcript of the gene TRPC4, whose product is annotated as transient receptor potential cation channel subfamily C member 4. Gene Ontology annotation, molecular function: protein binding; store-operated calcium channel activity; inositol 1,4,5 trisphosphate binding. The record is from RefSeq and is a predicted model, not a curated record. NCBI's taxonomy places the organism in Eukaryota, Metazoa, Chordata, Mammalia, Didelphimorphia, Didelphidae. Bases 1 to 2943 code for a protein of 980 amino acids. The transcript is spliced from 10 exons. Gene Ontology annotation, biological process: manganese ion transport; calcium ion transmembrane transport; regulation of cytosolic calcium ion concentration. Gene Ontology annotation, cellular component: cation channel complex; membrane.